AUGAUGGAAUAUUGCCCUCCUAACGUAACCCUAGGGGAGAUAUGGGUGGACCAUGGGAUCUCUCAAUGUUUUAUGGAGACUGCUUCAGCCAUCCUCAUAGGUGGCUUUCUCUUAACAUUAGGACUUAUACAAAUCAUUAUGUAUAAAAGGUAUGCCAUAGAAGUGGAGGACAUAAGAAGUUCAAAGUUGUUUGGUGUGCAGCUGUUCUUCACAUUGUUUGUACCAGUUUUAGCUGUGAUAAGGUUCUUGCUACAGGCUUUUGUAUUUAAAGGGGGACAAAUAUAUGGAUAUAUGAUCCUAGCUUUAGUGAUAACUCUAGUGGUGUUUCCAUUCUCGGCCUACUUAGCUAUCUUGGAGAGACGGUUCCUGCUGCCGUCCGUCCCUCCGAGUGGACAUGGAUUUGUGCUCCUCGUGUUUUGGGCUAUGAUAUUCGUAUCGGAAAACCUAUCAUUCUUAAACCUUAACAAAGAAGGAUGGUGGUGGAACUUGAAAACUCUCCAAGAUCGCCUGGAGAUGUCACUGUUCGUGGGACGUUAUGUAUCCUGCAUGAUAAUGUUCGUGCUCGGGCUUAAGGCGCCCGGCAUUGUUCAGUAUCAUUACCUUGGAGCUGAUGAUGAGAACCGCAGGAAUAUACCACCGAGGCAAGAUGAAAACAGAUCAACAUUCCGCAAUGUGUUUGGCAAACUGCGAACGCUACUGCCCUUCUUAUGGCCAAGGAAGAGCGCAUGCCUUCAGAUCUACGUGCUUAUAUGCAUACUGGCUCUCCUCGCUGGUAGAGUCGUGAACCUGUUCGUCCCUAUUUAUAGCAAAAAAAUUGUGGACAGUAUUUCGCUCCCACCAUUUUAUUUCCGAUGGGACUUGGUGGUGAUUUACGUGUUCUUCAAGUUCCUGCAAGGAGGUGGCACUGGUGGCAUGGGAUUCCUAAACAAUUUACGAUCGUUCUUAUGGAUCAAAGUGCAGCAGUAUACGACUAGGGAGUUACAGUUAGAAUUAUUCAAGCAUCUACAUGACUUGCCUCUCCGAUGGCAUUUGUCACGGAAGACGGGAGAAGUCCUAAGAGUAAUGGACAGAGGAACGGACUCCAUAGACAAUCUGCUAUCAUACAUAUUGUUCUCAAUCACUCCGACCCUGGUGGACAUCAUUGUAGCUGUCGUGUACUUCGUCACUCAAUUCAACGCGUGGUUCGGAUUGAUCGUGUUUUCUACUAUGGUGUUUUAUAUAAUUGCAACGAUAGCUGUAACAGAAUGGCGUACGAAGUUCCAGAGACGUAUGAAUUUAGCGGACAACGAGCAGAAGGCUCGCUCCGUCGAUUCCCUACUUAACUACGAGACGGUUAAGUACUACGGCGCCGAGGCGUACGAAGUCGUGUCCUACAGGGAAGCUAUCGUUAAUUAUCAGGCUGAGGAGUUCAAAUCUCUAAUAACACUGAAUAUGCUGAAUACUUUACAAAACAUCAUUAUUUGCUCUGGUCUGCUGGCUGGAUCGUUGCUGUGCGUGCACAUGGCGGUGGAGACCGACGAGCUGACUGUGGGUGACUACGUGCUGUUCGCUUCCUACAUCGUGCAGUUAUACGUGCCGCUCAACUGGUUCGGAACUUAUUACAGAGCUAUACAAAAGAAUUUCGUGGACAUGGAGAACAUGUUCGACUUGAUGCGGGUGGACUCUGACGUGCGGGACGCUAUCGGAGCCCCCGACCUUCUUGUGAGGCGCGGCGCCGUCGAGUUCAAACAUGUGUCAUUUGGCUACGGUCCUGAGAGGCUUGUAUUGAACAAUAUCAGCUUCAAAGUACCGCCUGGCAGUACUGUUGCAUUGGUGGGUCCAAGUGGAGCGGGGAAAUCAACAAUAAUGCGUCUGUUGUUCCGUUUCUACGAUGUGAAUGAAGGCGCCGUGCUAGUAGACGGACAGGACGUGCGCACUGUGACGCAAGCUUCGCUGCGUGCCAACAUCGGCGUCGUGCCGCAAGAUACCGUACUGUUCAAUAAUUCUGUCAGGUAUAAUAUCCAGUAUGGAAAACUAAACGCGCCAGCAUCGGACAUAAUAUCCGCAGCUAAAAAUGCUGACAUUCACGAUAGGAUCCUUACAUUCCCUGAUGCAUAUGAUACGCAGGUCGGAGAAAGAGGUCUUCGACUGAGUGGAGGUGAGAAGCAAAGAAUAGCAAUCGCACGAACUAUCCUCAAAGAUCCGGCCAUAGUUCUACUGGAUGAAGCUACGUCGGCUUUGGAUACCAACACGGAAAGAAAUAUACAGGCUGCCUUAGCGCGUGUAUGUGCGAACAGGACCACUAUUAUAAUAGCUCACAGGCUCUCAACUAUCAUACACGCCGAUGAAAUCCUCGUGUUGAAAGAAGGAGAAAUCAUUGAGAGAGGAAACCAUGAAACGCUGCUUGCGCAAGCUGGAUUCUAUGCGUCAAUGUGGCAACAGCAGUUGGAGAAUCGCAACAAUGUGGAGAACAUUGGAGAGGGGAACAAUAACAAUAACGAGCCGCGGCCGCCGCCGGGGCAGCCCAAUGGCGCCUUCGGACACGGCCAUGGACAUUUAUAA
Molecule: messenger RNA, 2541 nt
Organism: Spodoptera littoralis (African cotton leafworm)
Lineage: Eukaryota; Metazoa; Arthropoda; Insecta; Lepidoptera; Noctuidae
Source: the annotation of a GenBank genome assembly